AAGCACAAAUUCUUUCAAAAUCAUCCCGAAUAAGUUCGAGCAGCUCUAAGAACUCAAAGAUGUCCGACCAGUUCAGCUUCGCGGAUAACUUCAACAGCCGCACCCUGCGCGGGCGUGCCAAUGUUUCGAAGGUCACGCUGGCCGGUCUGGGUAUCGCCUAUGUGGCGCUGAAGAUACGACAGGCCUGGGUCCAGCGGCGCGAGACCAAGCUCUACUGCAAGGAGUGCCAGAAGCUCUUGCUGCGUCACUAAAAAUCAUGGAGGAGGCGAAGGAGACAAAGGAGGACUGGGGGCAGUGGGCUUGAGUUGGUCAGAUGUUGCCGUCUCUUUGAUUCGUAAUCUCUGAUGGCUAUGUAUGGCCAGAUCCAGACCAUUGGCCUCUGUAUCCUGUUGCCAAAUUGCGUUAACUUUUCUGAUUUAAUAAAUUCCCGUUGCCAUCUGGUUCUCAU
Drosophila persimilis is the source of this 448-nucleotide messenger RNA. Its product is annotated as putative 60S ribosomal protein L33. The record is from RefSeq and is a predicted model, not a curated record. The coding region runs from base 60 to 251 and encodes 63 amino acids. The transcript is spliced from 2 exons. NCBI's taxonomy places the organism in Eukaryota, Metazoa, Arthropoda, Insecta, Diptera, Drosophilidae.